CCACCCCAUCAGCAGCUCCAUCCUCCCCCUCACGACAGUCUCAGCAACAGCAGCACUAUCGUCCUCCUCCACCCUCUCCAGCAUUAUCCGGCGGUGAGACACGGAGUAGACGCAUCCAAGUGAUGCCACUGCACCAACCGAAAACACGCCGACAAUAAAGCGCUUCUUCUGCGAGGAGGGAGAAACACAUUCGCCUGGAGACAUCCACUGCCCAUGAAGAUGUCUAACGCUGACAUGGUCUUGAACUCCACCGAUCGGAUAGUGAAAUCCGUCCCCUUCCCCCUGAGUCACCGCCUCACCACGAAGGAGGUGUUUGACUGUGAGGGGAAACCAAGGGUGGAUCUACUGAAAGCCCACCUCACUAAAGAAGGCAGGGUGGAAGAGAACGUGGCCCUCCGAAUCAUAAACGAAGGGGCCUCCAUCUUACGCCAAGAAAAGACCAUGCUGGACAUAGAGGCACCUGUCACAGUGUGCGGUGACAUUCAUGGGCAGUUUUUCGACCUGAUGAAGCUGUUUGAGGUGGGCGGCUCUCCAGCCACGACACGAUACCUAUUCCUGGGCGACUAUGUGGACCGGGGUUACUUCAGUAUCGAGUGUGUUCUGUACCUCUGGUCACUGAAAAUCCUCUACCCAAAGACGCUAUUUUUACUGAGAGGAAAUCAUGAAUGUAGACAUUUGACAGAAUAUUUCACCUUCAAACAAGAAUGUAAAAUCAAGUAUUCAGAGCAGGUUUACGAUUCCUGUAUGGAUGCGUUCGACUGUCUGCCCUUGGCAGCUCUCAUGAACCAACAGUUCCUGUGCGUCCACGGUGGUCUGUCCCCAGAAGUACAGACCUUAGACGACAUAAAGAAGUUGGACCGGUUCAAGGAACCCCCAGCAUUCGGGCCUAUGUGUGAUUUGCUUUGGUCUGAUCCCCUGGAGGACUUCGGCAAUGAAAAGAGCCAAGAGUACUUUAGCCACAACACAGUCAGAGGCUGCUCAUACUUUUACAGUUAUCCGGCUGUCUGUGACUUCCUACAGAAUAAUAACUUGUUAUCAAUCAUUCGAGCACAUGAAGCACAAGAUGCAGGCUACCGGAUGUACAGGAAGAGUCAGACUACUGGAUUCCCUUCCCUAAUUACCAUCUUCUCUGCACCAAACUACCUUGAUGUUUACAAUAACAAAGCUGCCGUUCUGAAGUAUGAGAACAAUGUAAUGAACAUCCGGCAGUUUAACUGCUCCCCUCAUCCUUACUGGCUGCCAAAUUUCAUGGACGUCUUCACCUGGUCACUGCCAUUUGUGGGGGAGAAAGUCACGGAGAUGCUGGUAAAUGUGUUGAGCAUCUGUUCUGAUGAUGAGCUGAUGAAUGAUGGAGAAGAGAUCUUUGACGCCAAUGCAGCAGCUGCUCGCAAAGAGGUGAUUAGGAACAAGAUCCGUGCCAUUGGGAAGAUGGCCAAGAUGUUCUCGGUGCUCAGAGAAGAGAGUGAGAAUGUGUUGACCCUGAAGGGCCUGACCCCUACCGGCAUGCUGCCCAGCGGGGUGCUUGCUGGAGGCAAGCAGACUCUACAGAGUGCAACCAUCGAAGCCAUUGAAGCCAACGAGACGGAUGAAGACGGAGAAGCCAUCCGCGGCUUCUCUCCACAGCACAAAAUCAGCAGUUUUGCAGAGGCUAAAGGUCUGGACCGCAUCAAUGAGCGCAUGCCACCCCGCAAGGAUGGGGUCAACCACGUGGGCCAAUCCAUGGGCAAGAUGAACGUGUCGGAGACCAACGGCACCGACGACAACAGUAACAUCCAGUGAUGAAAUGGCUGCCCACUCACCUGCACCUGAGUCCAUGCCACCGCCACGACGCAUGGCAGGACAAUGCCAAACUUGUGAUUUAAGGCCUCCUGCUUCCAACAAACACCCAAUGACAUCACCUACACAUCCCUCCCUGCUCCAAUGUCCAAUUAGAGAACCAAACGAUCUUAAAUGUGUCACUGAAAAGGGGGAGACUGUUUUCUUGCUGUCAGUUUGCCGCUUGCAAUUUUCGAAGCGGAUACCUUGCCGACGGCAAGUUUCUGCCUUUUUUUGGGAGUGUUGAAUGGGA
Messenger RNA from Rhinichthys klamathensis goyatoka, 2068 nucleotides. RefSeq names its product protein phosphatase 3, catalytic subunit, alpha isozyme (gene ppp3ca). Bases 214 to 1779 code for a protein of 521 amino acids. The record is from RefSeq and is a predicted model, not a curated record. Gene Ontology annotation, molecular function: calmodulin-dependent protein phosphatase activity; calmodulin binding. Lineage: Eukaryota; Metazoa; Chordata; Actinopteri; Cypriniformes; Leuciscidae. Gene Ontology annotation, cellular component: cytosol; calcineurin complex; cytoplasm. Gene Ontology annotation, biological process: calcineurin-NFAT signaling cascade. The transcript has 14 exons.